This is a messenger RNA of Penicillium waksmanii, 2139 nucleotides long. Its product is annotated as glutamate--tRNA ligase GUS1. Gene Ontology annotation, cellular component: cytosol; cytoplasm; methionyl glutamyl tRNA synthetase complex. The transcript is spliced from 6 exons. The coding region runs from base 1 to 2139 and encodes 712 amino acids. NCBI's taxonomy places the organism in Eukaryota, Fungi, Ascomycota, Eurotiomycetes, Eurotiales, Aspergillaceae. Gene Ontology annotation, biological process: translation; glutamyl-tRNA aminoacylation. Gene Ontology annotation, molecular function: ATP binding; glutamate-tRNA ligase activity. The record is from RefSeq and is a predicted model, not a curated record.
AUGACCCAAUUCGAUCUGACUGUGGCCACCCGUGGCAACCAUGCCGCAAUUCUACCCGUGGUGCUGAUUGCGACCUCUCUGAACGAGGCUCGUCCUGCCCCGGCCAUCCAAAUCAAGUAUGAGGAUACCGCAGUUCUCAGCGAGGGCGACAAGGCCAUUGUCCAGCUCACUACCGGCGGAAAGUCUAUGUUCGGAACCUUGAAUGCAGUGAACGAGCUUUGCACUGCCUUCCCCUUCCUUGCGGGCAAAGACACCAAGCUCGAGGCCGAAUGGAUCUCUCAGCUCGAUUCCUUCUCUACCCUGGACUUCAAGGCCCUUGACCCCGUCCUCCAGCGCCUUGACACCCACCUUCUCCUCCGCUCAUUCGUCGUCGGAUACUCUCUUUCCACCCCGGAUAUCGCUCUUUGGGGUGCGCUCCGCGGUAACCGUGUUGCCGUCGCUGCUCUGAAGAAGGGUACGCUUGUCAACCUUACCCGCUGGUACCGAUUCCUGGAGGAGCUCUGCCCCUGGACUCUUACCGCUAUUGACUCCCUGACCGCUGCCGCGAAGGAGAAGAAGUCCGCGAAGUCUAAGGAGGGUGCCAGCUACGACAUCGCUCUGAAGAACACCGACGGCGGUGUUGUCACUCGCUUCCCUCCUGAGCCCUCUGGAUAUCUGCACAUUGGACACGCCAAGGCUGCUCUCCUCAACGAUUACUUCGCUCACGAGAAGUACAACGGCACGCUUCUGCUGCGUUUCGAUGACACCAACCCUUCCAACGAGAAGGAGGAGUUCCAAGAUGCCAUCAUGGAGGAUCUUGCUCUGAUGGGUAUCAAACCCAACAAAACUUCCUACACCAGUGACUACUUUGAUGAGCUUUAUGCCUAUGGUAUCGAGAUCAUCAAGCUGGGCAAGGCCUAUGCCGAUGAUACCGACAAGGAGACCAUGCAGAAACAGCGUUGGGAUGGUAUUCCUAGCGCGCGUCGUGAGCUUACUCCCGAGGAGAGUUUGGCCCGCUUCGAGGAGAUGAAGAAGGGUACUCCCGAGGGUCUCCGCUGGUGCAUUCGUGCCAAGAUCUCUGCCGAUGACAAGAACAAGGCCCUUCGUGACCCCGUCAUCUACCGCUGCAACCCAGCUCCCCACCACCGCACCGGUACCAAGUGGAAGAUCUACCCCACCUACGACUUUGCCUGCCCUGUCGUCGAUUCGAUGGAGGGAGUCACUCACGCCCUGCGUACCAUCGAGUACCGUGACCGCAACCCCCAGUACCAGUGGAUGCUCGAUACCCUUAGCCUGCGCGGCGUCCAGGUCUGGGACUUUGCUCGCAUGAACUUCAUCCGCACCCUCCUCUCUAAGCGUAAGUUGACCAAGCUGGUUGAGAGCGGAGUUGUCUGGGGUUGGGACGACCCUCGCUUCCCCACUAUUCGCGGUAUCAGACGUCGCGGUAUGACCAUUCCUGCCCUCCGGGAGUUCAUCCUGAAGCAGGGUCCCUCCAAGGCCGUCACUCUCUUCGACUGGGCUCUUAUCUGGGCUACCAACAAGAAGUACAUUGACCCCGUUGCCCCCCGUCACACUGCUAUUUCGAGCAAGGACGUCGUCAAGGCCACCCUGACCAACGGACCUGCUGCUCCUUACACCGAGGAGAAGGCCAAGCACGCCAAGAACGCCGCCGUCGGAAUGAAGACCGUCGCUUUCAGCGCCAACGUCCUUCUUGAGCAGGAGGACGUCAAGCUCUUCAAGCAGGACGAGGAGAUCACCCUCAUGAACUGGGGCAACGCUUUCGUCCGUAAGAUUACCGCUGGCGCCGAUGGCGUUGUCACCGGCCUCGACCUCGAGUUGAACCCCGGCGGUGAUGUCAAGAAGACCGAGAAGAAGGUUACUUGGCUCGCCACCGAGGGCCAGGAGCUGAUCCCCGUUGAGCUGGUCGAUUUCGACUACCUGCUGAACAAGGACUCUCUGACCGAGGAGGACAAGCUUGAGGAUGUUCUCAACUACAACACUGAAUUCCGGGACAGCGCUGUCGCUGAUGGCAAUGUGUCCCAGCUCAAGGUUGGUGAUAUUAUCCAGUUUGACCGCAAGGGCUACUACCGCGUUGAUCGGGCUGCUGCCCCUGGUGUUCCGGCUGUGUUCUUCAACAUCCCCACUGGUAAGCAAAAAUAA